AAUUGAGAUCCUUUAAACUCUUUUUCAAAUCCAUAUUCUCUUUCAUACCAUGCGCCCCCUACAUGGCCCAUAAUAAAAACCAGUACAAACUAUAAAACCAUUCACUCAUUUCACUGCCAUCACUCUAUGACAGCAAUACACUCUUAUCCUCCACUACUUUCCUCCCUCUCCCCCUAAUUAAUAUAAAUUCUUGGGUAGGCUUUUAGGCCAUUCUCCAUUACUGUAGAAUCAUAUCUUCUUCGAAAUUAACCAUACUCAUACACAUACCCUUUCCCCUUUAAUCAGAUCCUGAAGUUGAAGCCAGUGUACAUUCACAAAAUGGCUCCACGUGUGUACAUUGGUUUCAGGCAGGUACUCUUUCUUUCUGUUCUGUUGCUCCUUUUUGCCUCAAUUUGUUUCAGUGAGCCUCAAUCCAAAGCUCUAUCUAGUGAUAACAGUGGUAGUAGCAUGAGAAGAAGAAUGUUAUUGGAAUCUGAUUCAGAACAAGAAGAGGAGUCCUAUGAGCCACCCUUGAAAAAGAAACCCACCACCACCACCAAGCUAACUAAAACCAAAAACGACGGCGUUGGUUCCUUCAAGAACCAAACCAAAACCAUCAAAUCCAAUAUCAACAAGAAGAAUCAAACCAAGAUAGCCAAAACCACCGUCACCGACACUUCCCUCAAGAAGCUCAACUCCACCACACUCAAAAUCAAGAAGAAGAAGCUCAACUCCACGUCAAAAUCCUCUGCUUCUUUAUAUCUUUCAUCUCAAACUAAAGAAUCGUUGGAUCCAUUAAAAUCAAGCUCCUCCAAGAACAAAACGACAAAAACCACCGGCACCACUAAGAUAAACCCUGAUCAGAUCCAAAAUCCAAAAAAAUCCAGCAGCAACAAAACCAAGAAACAAUCACAAGCCAGUAACAACGACGAUUGGGUUUUCGAUCAGGAGGAAAAUCAAAAUGACGAAUUAGCCCUCUCCGAUUUCAAAGAUCUACCAAUCAAGUUCCAACAAACACUCCUCCCAGACCUUGAAAGAAUCUCAACGACCUCAAAGCUUUACAUCACGAAAGCGAACAAAGAAAUCACCAAGGGCUUCAAACCCUACGUUGGGAACAAGUACGCACCCACCAUAGCCACGUUGCUAUCAUGCGCCUUCGUUCUUAUCCCAUUGCUUCUCGUGUCUCUCCUCUUCAACAAGAUCAAAACCUAUUUCUCUCUCCAGAAACUCUUGAUCUUCAUCCAAGCCUAUCUCUCGAUCUACUUCUUCAUUCUCUGUCUUUCCUCCAUUGUUACCGGUCUUGAGCCGUUGAGGUUUUUCUACGCUACUUCGCGGUCCACGUACGUGUGCCUGCAGGUUCUUCAGACGCUGGCUUAUGUAUUCUACCUCCUCCUGUUGGUGAUGUACCUUGUUCUCGUGUUUUCUACUGACUGUGGCCUGGGCUCCAGGCUAUUGGGCCUGGCCCAAACGUUUGUGGGCUUUUCAGUGGGCCUGCAUUACUACAUGACGGUGUUUCAUAGGGUCGUGCUGCGGCAGGCGCCAAGGACUAAUUGGAAGGUUCAUGGGAUUUAUGCCACGUGUUUCUUUCUGAUUUGUUUGGUGGCCAGGGCUGAGACGAGGAAGAAGACUUACUUGGAAGAAGGUGGGGAAGAAGGGAAGGAAAAUUAGAUUAAAUUUCAAAAAAUUUAAUUACAGCUUAUACUUUAUAUUUAUAUACAACGUUGAUUAAUUAAAACAAAAAUUGACGUUGCAAAUUAUUUAAUCAUAGCUGCAAAAACCGAAGUUGUUACUCAUAAUGUAUAAUAAUGUAAUGCCGCAAGGCUUUAAUUUUUUGGGCUUCUAUA
Messenger RNA from Arachis duranensis, 1823 nucleotides. RefSeq lists its product as uncharacterized. Lineage: Eukaryota; Viridiplantae; Streptophyta; Magnoliopsida; Fabales; Fabaceae. The transcript has a single exon. The record is from RefSeq and is a predicted model, not a curated record. The coding region runs from base 319 to 1647 and encodes 442 amino acids.